Molecule: messenger RNA, 333 nt
Organism: Blepharisma stoltei
Lineage: Eukaryota; Ciliophora; Heterotrichea; Heterotrichida; Blepharismidae
Source: the annotation of a GenBank genome assembly
AUGUCAUUAGAAGAUGAUGAAAUCCUUAUUGAUGAACUCGGCACAAUAGCCAAAAACUCAAUGGAGAACGUGAUUACCCAAGACCUUUAUUUUCAGCCUGAGCGCGUAAACUCUUGGUGCCAGCAAAUUAUGGAUCAGUGCUUAAAAGAAUUCAAUAAGAUGAACAAGCCUUUUAAGUAUAUAGUUACAUGCUUGAUAAUGCAAAGAACUGGCGCAGGCUUCCAGUCAGGCUCUACUUGUUUUUGGGACACCAAGACUGAUGGGCUUAUUUCAGUUACUGGGGAGUUCCCAAAUCUUAAUUGUUUAGUCACAAUUUAUGCCGUACAUGUUUAA